Nilaparvata lugens (brown planthopper) is the source of this 6786-nucleotide messenger RNA. Its product is annotated as ral GTPase-activating protein subunit alpha-1. Bases 310 to 6093 code for a protein of 1927 amino acids. NCBI's taxonomy places the organism in Eukaryota, Metazoa, Arthropoda, Insecta, Hemiptera, Delphacidae. Gene Ontology annotation, biological process: positive regulation of GTPase activity; regulation of small GTPase mediated signal transduction. Gene Ontology annotation, molecular function: GTPase activator activity. The record is from RefSeq and is a predicted model, not a curated record. The transcript is spliced from 37 exons. Gene Ontology annotation, cellular component: cytoplasm; nucleus.
UGGGAUAGAUAAACAGUCAUAGGUGUCGUACGGCUCUCUACGUUUCAAUGUAAAAUGUAGAUUACGUUUACGUAGGUAAUUACAAAAAUGUAAGGUGUUGAGGGUUGUGAUAGAUGUAAUGUGCUUUACUUCAAAAUACUUUUUCAAUUAGCAAUGCUCAGUAAGAGCUAAGAAGUGUUGUGAUCAAUUUAUUUUACUAUGUAAAAUGACAGUUACACGUUUAAGAUGUGGCCAGAUUACCAUUCAUACAAUGGUUCUGUUCUAACAACUUUCAAUUAUUUUUCUUAUCUUUAAACUCUACCUGCUAAAAUGUUUGGUAAGAAAAUACAGGUUGAUGUGAAGAAAUCUACUCAAAAAAUCCAGGACCCAAAAAAGGAUUCUCCAACUCGCUUUAAGCAUUUGAGAAUAGUGUUGGAACAUGUUGACGUCGAAGAGGGAAAACAACUUUUCGAAACCAACUACAGCCACAUUUAUUACAUUUUCUACGAUAAUUUCAUCAGCGCAGAAACAAAUCUCAAACAAAAAGAACUACCAUUUCAUUUGGCUCACAAAGCGCACCGUGAAGAGCUGGAAGGCGUCCUCUAUGUGCUAGACAGGAUCCUCACCUUCUGUCCCGAGCUGUUGGCCAAACGAUGGCAGUGUCACAGCUUGACGAGGCUCAUCACCAAACUUCUGCAUCCCGGAAAUUCGUGGAAGUUACGUCGGGAAGCAAUCAAAUACUUGCUGCUAUGGUACCAGGCUCUGGGCGAGAAUGCACCCGAGUCAAUUCAUGCGCUGUUCGCCUCUCUGGUGCCUGGCUUCCCCUCCCCCUUCCCCCACCUCCCGGGCCUCACCGCUCUCAACAAUCCCCCCUCCGCCACCAUAUUCCAUGAUGGCAGCCAAGGACCCGUGGCUCCAGUGGAACUGCAAGCAAUAUUCCCGCCACAAUCGGGAGAAAAACAACCUGAAGAUCCCAUGAAAUAUUUCCUAGAAGCUCUUCUAGAAUUCAUGGUCACACAGGUCUCAAGAGUGGAAUGGAGGGAUAAAUUUUUCAGACAGCAGAGAUGUUUUAAAUUUCUGUUUGAUCGUUUCAAAGAAUACUACCUCCCGCAUAUAUUUCCGUCAUUUUCUACUAUAACCAGCCUUUACAAACCAGUUCUAGAUCUGCCCAAUCUACGGUCUCAACCUCCCAGUGAGGAUAAGAAACGGUUUACUUUGGAUCCAUUCAUGAAUUGCAGGGUGGCUGUUAUAAAAUGGGUCGCUAAUUUUACUCAUAUUACAAAGACAAAUAAUAAGGAAUUAUUUCCUCUCUUUGGUCGCUCUGCUAGCGUGACUCCGAGUGAGAGCGAGGGAGAACGAUCUCCGUUGUCGGACCUGCGCCGUGUCAGUGUGGGUCAGGCGCCUUCUGCUCUGCUAACUGGAUCCAGUGUCUCAGCUGAUGAUAACAGGGACAAUGUGUCGCCAUUCUCAUCUCAUGAACCUUCUCAAAGCGAGGAUCCAAGUUUGACAGCAUUCAACAUUGUUCGCGAAGUGCUGUACGGCAGUCAGGAGAAUGUCAACUUUGUUCAUGAAAUCUACAGGCAGGCAUUCCUUUUGAACUUCGCCUAUUCUCCCGCCAUUCGCCGGGCGAUCACUGUUUACAAGGAUUGGAUUCAUAUGAAUGUAGUUGAAGUUCCACCCUUCAUGUUGGAACCAUUGGACGGUCACAGGUCGGGUCCAUCAUCUUCUGAGUACAAUAGCAUGGAAUCUUCAAGUCAGAGCACCAAUAUGAGUGACGAAGGGAGAGUAUUAAGGUUGCGGAACGACUCCUACAUUGGUGCGAUACAAAAAGAAAAUUUGUCGGUUCGGGCCGGCAUGCAGAAUGUGUUACAAGUAUUCAUCACUCAUGCAGCCAACGUAUUUCUGCUAGAAGUUAGUGCUGAAUAUCCGGUGCUUCUUGAUGAGCAAGUGGAUAUCUGUAAACGAGUUCUCAACAUUUAUCGAUACAUGGUUAUGCACACUCACAUGGAGGCCAGAACUUGGGAGCAGCUAUUGCUUGUUUUACUAAGAAUCACGUCCCUAAUUUUAACGAAAACGCCUCCACGACGUAAAGAAGAGACUCUUGGUGGCCGAUUAGCCCCUGCUAUUUUCCAGACGUUGAUUGUUACUUGGAUCAAAGCAAACCUGAAUGUUGUGAUCAGCUCUGAUUUAUGGGAGCGAUUUCUGGAUGUGUUGAGUUCAUUGACUCAAUGGGAGGAACUUAUCAGGGAAUGGGCGAAAACACUUGAAACGCUGACGCGGGUCCUGGCCCGACACGUGUACAACCUAGAACUGACCGAUCUGCCGCUGGACCGGCUGAGCGAGCAGAAGUCGAAGAAGCAGAAGCGCAUUGGUUCGGUGAUGCGUGGAUCGCAGGGCAGCCAGGCUCGUAGGGAGAGCGAAUCGCCCCAGCAAACCAAAAUACAAACUGAUGUGUCUGUUGAUGUUUCCGAUCCUGUGGCGAGCCGAGAUUGUGAGAGAUGUCUGCCUUUGAGAAGAAGUCUCAGUGAAAAUAAUUUAAAUUUGGGUCAUCGGAGACAUCAGCAUAAACAUCACCAUCAACACCAUCAUCAUCAUCAACAUAGCAAUCAUCAUCAAAAUCAUCACACCAAUCAUCCUCGAGCCAGUCAUCAUCAACAUCACCACAGCAACCAUCAUCAUACUCAUCAUUCCAAUCAAAACAUUCCAGAAAUAGAGCAAGAGGUGGCCAGAAUAUUGGCUGAACCAUCAAGAAUUCGACAUCCCAGGAAGUCGAGGUCUAUGGAUUCUCUCAGUGACAGAAAAGCUCAUUGUUCCACUGUGUACUGCGACUCAGAGCGACCAUCACGAUCCCCCUCCCCUGCUCCUUCGAGUGGCGUGGAGAGCAACUCCUUCAAAGAGUCUCCCAUGCAGAUCGAUGUCCUUAGCACCGAAGGAACUAGCCUGGAAGUGGGUGAAGGCGGUGGGGGCGGCUGGGGUGGAGCGGUUGCAGGGGGCGGGGGGCAGCGGUCGGUGAUGUCGGGUGGGGGUGUGAAGGGGUGGCUGCCUGACGUGGCAGUGGUGCUGUGGCGACGUAUGCUCGGUUCGCUCGGCGACAUCAACCAGCUGCAAGACCCCGCCCUCCACACUCAGGUCUUUCACUACCUCGUCGAGUUGUUCGACACGCUGCAUAAGAUUCGAUUGAAUCAAGGUGUAUCUCACGAUGGACAAGGAACCCCGCCGUUGCCUGAACUAGUGCCUCCCCUCACCAUUAUUGCACCUUGGUGCUUUCAGGCUUUAACAUUGCCAGACAAUUUCCACCGUGGAAAGCUGUGCGCCUAUCGGCUUCUCUGUCAGAUGACGUUGAUGAAUCACGAUGUGGCUCUACCUGCGGGCCACUUGACACAGUUCUACAAAGUACUGCAUUAUGGACUCAUCUCUGGUGAACAGAGUGUAGUAAACACGCUGGUUCGCUUCUGUGGUCCGAGAUUUCUAUCGCUUCAGCUACCUGGUUUUUCUCUGCUAUUGUUGGAUUUUAUUCACGCUGCGAAUUCAGUUGUCUCAUCGUCCGAUCUGCGUGCUACUCCCCGAACAGAAGCCAUGUCGAUAUUGGGAUCGAUGCUCUGCUUCCCGCAGUCCCUCUGUCAAAUGCCCAUGCUGCAGCCAAACCACAGAGAGCUCAUCGUUCACACCUGUCUUGACAUCAAGGACCACGUUGUGAAUAUCCUGCUUCGUUGCGGCAAGACGGAAACGGCAGGAGUAGCCAGAUGUGUCGCUCUUUCCAGUCUCGGAAUAUUUCUCUAUCAGGAGUUCUGCACCGGCUCAACGCAUCCGAAAAUCAAAGAAGCCAUCAAUACGCUGCUCCUUGCACUCAGGUUCAAUCACAAAGUGGUUGCUCAGGUGGCCUCAGAUAUCUUACUGCUGCUUUGUGAUCAUUCCAACUUUCUCCUUCGCAAUUAUCCAGAAAUUCCUCCCAGGAUUGUUGAGGUUGUAGCAGGAACUUUAUCGCACCUGAUGCCCAUCGGAGAAGCCGACAAACGUCUGCUGACGUCAUUAGUCUUUUGCUUGAGCGAGUGGACAAUGCGGCUGCCUCCCAAGGCCCUCUUCACGUCGACUCACACCAAUUCGUGCCUAUUGCAUUCCGUUUUUAAGGUUUUGACUGACUUGAGCGAGGAGAACAGGGGCAAGCGAGGGGGCAGCGGCCACAGAGGGGUGGGGGGUUCGUUCCACCCCGACCUGGUGCAGGAGUUCAACCCCAACCUGGAGCUGGACAACCUGAAGCAGGAGGACCCCAGUCCGUCGGUGGCCCGCCGCUUCCAAGGCAUGUCGCCUCACCUCAACUCCACCGGCCAUUCCAUUCAGCUCGCUUCUAAAAUGGUACUGUUCGUGACUAGAACGGGCCUGCUGAUGUCGAUGGUGGAGUUGCCGACGCUGGAGGUGCCUGGUGGCGGUGUGACGGCUGGAUUGGUAACCGCCCCCUCCCAGGUCCGCGUCCUGCUCCGUGACCUGGCCGGAAAGUCGUGUUGGGACGCCUCUAUACUCUACUGCACUCCUGAACAGCAGAAGCAAUCUGAGGAGAACAGUAUAGUCAACAAAGUGAACCACCAAAGAUUUGAAGAGUCGAUGUUGAACUCGUGCAUUGUUACCAACCUGCCGCAGCACACGCUCAGGCAUCGGCCACCGCACGUGUUGCCAACCUGCGAAAACUCCGCCGAAGAUCUCGACAAUUUGGAUGAUCUACUGCAGUACAUCGGCGAAACAAGUCCCGAAUGUCUGGAGAACCUUGACACUCCGCGCAACAUGCCGGCGGCGGCACUCAAUCCCGUGCUGGAGGAGGAAGCGAUGCGCGCACUGCUGAGUCAGCGGUUCGUCGAGGCCGACCACGUGACGCGCGCGGCGUACGCGGGUGGCGAGGCUGUGCGCGCCACAUGCGCGCCACGCGCCACGUAUGCGCCGCCCCAGGCGCCAUUCCACCACUGUCGACUGCUGUUUUCGCAACUCGGCCUCGCCGGCUGGGAGCGGCGCAACCAUCUCUACCUGCUCGACAAGAGUGACAAACUGCUCAGGGAGCUCAAGCAUCUCGACAAACUCGAGUGCAGAGAAACGCACAAGGUGGCAGUGAUCUACGUGGCCGAGGGCCAGGAGGACCGCAACUCGAUCCUGUCGAACGCGGGUGGCAGCCAGGCCUACGAGGAGUUCGUGUCAGGCUUGGGCUGGGAGGUGGAGCUGGAGGCGCACACCGGCUUCAUGGGCGGACUGCAGGCCAACAAGUCGACCGGCGUCACGGCGCCCUAUCACGCCACCUCGCUCACCGAGACCAUUUUCCACGUCGCCACCCGGAUGCCGUCCGCCAGUCAGGAGGCUCUCCUGCUAAAGACGAAGCAUUUGGGGAACGACGAAGUGCACAUAGUGUGGUCAGAGCACACGAGGGAUUACCGACGCGGUAUACUGCCGACAGAAUUCUGCGAUGUGCUGAUUGUCAUCUACCCGCUGCCUCACUCCAAUCGGCUUUACAGAGUACAAGUGUCUAGGAAACCUGAGGUGCCUUAUUUCGGUCCUUUAUUCAAUGAAGCAAUAGUUGGGCACCAGGUUCUGCCCGGCUUGAUAAGAGCCACUGCAAUUAGCGCUUCUCGCGCUAAACGAAGUAUUAUGGCUUUCCACCAACAGUAUUAUGAGGAGAGGUCUAGAACGUUGGAGACUAUAGUGAGGAAUCAUAAGAAUGCAACUACGUUUGAGGAAUUCGCAGCACAAGUCUACUCGCCUGUUCAGACGCCAUCACCGUUUGGAAUUAGCACCACUAGAGCCUCAGGUGUUAGUAUGCGCAGCGUGGAAACGGGCAGUGGCGCAUGCGCAGUGAACACAUCUUCGUCCACUCUGGCUGCGGCUCUCAUCGACUCGCACACGCACACACACCACAAUCUCAGGAAUCGGCUCGCCUCAGACAUUUCCCGGCUCAAAGGUCAGGAAGGAGGCGGUAACCGCGUGUGGUUCGCGGCGGGCGAAGCGGGUGACGCGGGCAUUUCGCCGCGUCCGCUCAAAAAGCUGGCCUUGAAAGCGGGCAGUCGACGCGCGCCCCAGCCGCAGCAGGUACCCCCCUCCACACCCCCCGACAGUCCCACCUCGCGACGCUCCAAAUAGCUUUCCUCACCGCUCACCUAUUCAUUCAUUACGUUUUGUCGAUACACAUUAUUUAUACAUUACAUUUUGUUGAUACACGCAUUAUAAUGCAACCUUAUUCAUAGUUCUGCAAUUGAAUUAUUGUUAAACUGCACCCCAAGGGUGGAGGAUAGAUUUAUUUAGUGUAUGUAUUUUAGUAGUACUGCUCUGUUAAGCGAACCCCCCCUAUCUGAAACAUUUCUUAUUUUCUAAUACCGCAUCCACAUGUUGGUCCAAUAAAGGCCAAUGUUGACUAGCGCCAGUGUGUGUGGAUCCGUGGUUUGCCAGCGCUUGCCAUCAUUGGGCUACGUUGGAUAACCGGUCUGGCCAACAUGUGGUAGUAUUGAUAGCGUCUUAGUAAAUCCAUUUUAGAAUUUUAAGACUCGGUAACAUUAAGUAAAUCGGGGCAGCAUUGACCGUGUACUGCAGCAGCUGCCAGCGGGUCUCGUCUAGCCGACAAGACGAAUCCCUCAAGCUAAGGGUACCUAAGUCGUCUACAGACGAUUCCGAGUCCCAACAUUGAACUCCCCAUAGUUUAAAACACAGUGUUUUACUUGAUUGUGUCGAUUGAAUAAAAGCUAGAAUCUAGUGGCUAGCAACUAUAGUGAGGUCCACGUUAUAAUGACAGUGUUUGAUUAUCGAUGGUAUUGCUAUCCUUGUCUAUCGUUCAACAAA